AUGCCUGAGCCAGGGAAGAAAGCAGGGUCAGCCUUCAGCAAGAAGCCACGGUCGACGGAGGUGACCGCAGGCAGCGAUGCAGUGUUCGAGGCUGAGACGGAGCGGUCAGGCAUGAAGGUGCGGUGGCAGCGGGAUGGCAGUGACAUCGGUACCGGUGACAAGUAUGGUUUGGCAGCAGAGGGCAAGCGGCACACCCUGACCGUGCGGGACGUGGGCCCUGACGACCAGGGUUCCUACGCGGUCAUUGCGGGCUCCUCGAAGGUCAAGUUUGACCUCAAGGUCAUGGAGGCAGAGAAGGCAGCUCCCACCCCUUCAGAGGCCCCAGAGGCGCCCAAAGAAGCCCCUGUUCCAGCCACUGAGUUGGAAGAAAAUGUCUCAAGUCCUGAAGGGUCAGUCUCAGUAACUCCGGGUGGCUCAGCCCCAGGGAGUCAGGGAGCCACUGAGGACCCUAUUGGCCUCUUUCUGAUGCGGCCACAGGAUGGCGAGGUGACUGUGGGUGGCAGCAUCGUCUUCUCGGCCCGCGUGGCUGGGGCCAGCCUCCUGAAACCACCUGUGGUCAAGUGGUUCAAGGGCAAGUGGGUGGACCUGAGCAGCAAGGUGGGCCAGCACCUGCAGCUGCACGAGAGCCAUGACCGAGCCAGCAAGGUCUACUUGUUCGAGCUGCACAUCACAGACGCGCAGGUCACUUCUGCGGGGGGCUACCGCUGUGAGGUGUCUACCAAGGACAAAUUUGACAGCUGCAACUUCAACCUCAUUGUCCACGAGGCCAUUGGUUCUGGAGAGCUAGACCUCAGAUCGGCUUUCCGCCGCACGAGCCUGGCUGGAGCAGGUCGGCGAACCAGCGACAGCCAUGAAGAUGCCGGGACCCUGGACUUCAGUUCCCUGCUGAAGAAGAGUGUGGAAAAGAGUUAUGUCCUGAUAGUCAUCCUCAGUGUGCCCCGCAAACCCCGUAUUGGAUCUGGAGUAGAACAUUUCCGUAGACUCUCGGGACUCCAUGAAAAAGGCGUCCAGACUUCUAAUGUGUCCCUGUACUUUUUCCUUAUCUGGAGCAGCAGUUUCCGGAGGGACUCCAAGCUGGAGGCCCCUGCUGAAGAGGACGUGUGGGAGAUCCUGAGACAGGCCCCACCAUCGGAGUACGAGCGCAUCGCCUUCCAGCACGGAGUCACAGACCUGCGAGGCAUGCUGAAGAGACUCAGGGGCAUGAAGCGAGACGAGAAGAAGAGCACAGCCUUUCAGAAGAAGCUGGAGCCUGCAUACCAGGUAAACAAAGGCCACAAGAUCCGGCUUACUGUGGAACUGGCCGACCCAGACGCCGAGGUCAAGUGGCUUAAGAAUGGACAGGAGAUCCAGAUGAGUGGCAGCAAGUACAUCUUCGAGUCCAUUGGGACCAAGCGCACCCUGACCAUCAGCCAGUGCUCGCUGGCUGACGAUGCGGCCUACCAGUGUGUGGUGGGAGCCGAGAAGUGCAGCACGGAGCUCUUUGUCAAAGAGCCCCCGGUGCUGAUCACGCGGGCCCUGGAAGACCAGCUGGUGACGGUGGGACAGCGUGUGGAAUUCGAGUGUGAGGUCUCAGAGGAAGGGGCCCAAGUCAAAUGGCUGAAAGACGGGGUGGAGCUGACUCGGGAGGAGACCUUCAAAUACCGGUUCAAGAAGGACGGGAGGAAGCACCACCUGAUCAUCAACGAGGCGACCCCGGGGGACGCAGGCCACUACGCAGUACGCACGAGCGGGGGCCAGGCCCUGGCUGAGCUCAUUGUGCAAGAGAAGAAGCUGGAGGUCUACCAGAGCAUCGCCGACCUGGCGGUGGGCGCCAAGGACCAGGCCGUGUUUAAGUGUGAGGUUUCCGAUGAGAACAUACGCGGGGUGUGGCUGAAGAACGGGAAGGAGCUGGUGCCUGACAGCCGCAUAAAGGUGUCCCACAUUGGGCGGGUCCACAAACUGACCAUUGAUGACGUCACACCUGACGACGAGGCUGACUACAGCUUUGUGCCUGAAGGGUUUGCUUGCAACCUGUCUGCCAAGCUUCACUUCAUGGAGGUCAAGAUUGACUUCGUGCCUAGGCAGGAGCCUCCCAAGAUCCACUUGGACUGUCCCGGCAGCAUGCCAGACACCAUUGUGGUUGUGGCUGGCAACAAGUUACGCCUGGAUGUCCCUAUUUCCGGGGACCCUGCUCCCACUGUGGUCUGGCAGAAGACUAUCACACAGGGAAAGAAGGCCCCAGCUGGGCCACCCCCAGAAGCCCCAGGAGGUGCAGAUGCCGACGAGGAGUGGGUGUUUGAUAAGAAGCUGUUGUGUGAGUCUGAGGGCAGGGUCCGCGUGGAGACCACUAAAGACCGCAGUGUCUUCACAGUUGAAGGGGCGGAGAAGGAAGACGAAGGCGUCUACACUGUCACAGUAAAGAACCCCGUGGGGGAGGACCAGGUCAACCUCACAGUCAAGGUCAUCGAUGUGCCAGACGCUCCGGCAGCCCCAACCAUCAGCAACGUGGGCGAGGACUCCUGCACCGUGCAGUGGGCACCGCCUGCCUAUGACGGUGGGCAGCCGGUCCUGGGUUACAUCCUGGAGCGCAAGAAGAAGAAGAGCUACCGGUGGAUGCGGCUCAACUUCGACCUGCUGAAGGAGCUGAGCCACGAGGCCAGGCGCAUGAUCGAGGGCGUAGCCUACGAGAUGAGGGUCUACGCGGUCAACGCUGUGGGAAUGUCCAGGCCCAGCCCUGCCUCUCAGUCCUUCAUGCCUAUUGGCCCCCCCGGUGAACCAAACCACCUGAGUGUGGAGGAUGUGUCCGACACCACCGUGUCCCUCAAGUGGCGGCCUCCAGAGCGUGUGGGGGCAGGGGGCCUGGAUGGCUACAGUGUGGAGUACUGCCAAGAAGGCUGCUCUGAGUGGAAAGCUGCUCAGCAGGGGCUGACGGAGCGCACUUCGCUGCUGGUGAAGGACCUCCCCACUGGAGCACGGCUGCUGUUCCGGGUGCGGGCACACAAUGUGGCAGGGCCUGGAGCCCCUGUCAUCACCAAGGAGCCAGUGACCGUGCGGGAGAUACUGCAACGACCACGGCUCCAACUGCCCAGACACCUGCGCCAGACCAUCCAGAAGAAAGUUGGGGAGCCUGUGAACCUCCUCAUCCCUUUCCAGGGCAAACCCCGGCCUCAAGUGACCUGGACCAAAGAGGGGCAGCCACUGGCAGGCGAGGAGGUAAGCAUCCGCAACAGCCCCACAGACACCAUCCUGUUCAUCCGAGCCGCCCGCCGCGCCCACUCUGGCACCUACCAGGUGACAGUCCGCAUUGAGAACAUGGAGGACAAGGCCACACUGGUCCUGGAGAUUGUGGACAAGCCAAGCCCUCCCCAGGAUCUCCGGGUCAUCGAGACUUGGGGUUUCAAUGUGGCUCUGGAGUGGAAGCCACCCCAAGAUGAUGGGAAUGCAGAGAUCUGGGGUUAUGCUGUGCAGAAAGCUGACAAGAAGACCAUGGAGUGGUUCACCGUUUUGGAGCAUUACCGUCGCACUCAGUGUGUGGUGUCGGAGCUCGUCAUUGGCAACGGCUACUACUUCCGGGUCUUCAGCCACAACAUGGUGGGUUCCAGCGACAGAGCCGCUGCCACCAAGGAGCCUGUCUUUAUCCCAAGACCAGGCAUCGCGUAUGAGCCGCCCAAGUACAAGGCCCUGGACUUCUCUGAGGCUCCAAGCUUCACCCAGCCCUUGGCAAACCGUUCCAUCAUUGCAGGCUAUAAUGCCAUCCUCUGCUGCGCUGUCCGGGGCAGUCCUAAGCCCAAGAUUUCCUGGUUCAAGAAUGGCCUGGACCUGGGAGAAGAUGCCCGGUUCCGCAUGUUCAGCAAACAGGGAGUGUUGACCCUGGAGAUCAGAAAGCCCUGCCCCUACGAUGGAGGGGUCUAUGUCUGCAGAGCCACCAACCUGCAGGGCGAGGCACAGUGUGAGUGCCGCUUGGAGGUGCGAGUUCCUCAGUAACCAGGCUGGCUCCCCAGGGAUGGCUUAGGUGCAACUGGGUGCCAGCCUAUGUACCAGAGGGAGCUGGAGGAGUGCCCCUUUCCGCUACUGCAUGUGUGAAUGUGUGUGCAAGUGUGCAUCCUGGACUGGAAGGACUGACUUCUCAGCAGUUAUGCCAAGCAGCUCUGCUGGGCUCUGCGGAAAGUGACGUCAGAGCUCCUCAGGAGUGCUGUUGAUCUUGGGGGCAUAAAGUGUGUGGG
Messenger RNA from Psammomys obesus (fat sand rat), 4202 nucleotides. RefSeq names its product myosin binding protein C3 (gene Mybpc3). Bases 1 to 3963 code for a protein of 1320 amino acids. The record is from RefSeq and is a predicted model, not a curated record. The transcript has 35 exons. NCBI's taxonomy places the organism in Eukaryota, Metazoa, Chordata, Mammalia, Rodentia, Muridae. Gene Ontology annotation, molecular function: protein binding.